Plutella xylostella (diamondback moth) is the source of this 1685-nucleotide messenger RNA. RefSeq lists its product as uncharacterized. NCBI's taxonomy places the organism in Eukaryota, Metazoa, Arthropoda, Insecta, Lepidoptera, Plutellidae. The record is from RefSeq and is a predicted model, not a curated record. Gene Ontology annotation, cellular component: SCF ubiquitin ligase complex. Gene Ontology annotation, biological process: SCF-dependent proteasomal ubiquitin-dependent protein catabolic process.
GAUAAAUCAAAUUUAUGUCAACAAAGGAAAUCUCAGUUAUUGCUAUUCAGAAUUAUUUUGAAAAAUGUUCAUUUUAAAACUAUAUUCAACGUGGAAUUCACGACAUUACAUUUAAUUUACAUACCGUAAUUUUCUCAUGACUUAUUAAUUUGUAUAACCAUUUCAAUGUAUCUCAAGUAUGUCUCCUAGAAAACAGCCAAACAGUUUGUUCAAACUUUGUGUUAAAAGUUGUAUUAGUUUAAUAAAUUCCGCAUGUUCUGUGAUAGAGAAGACCUAUCCGGAGGAUGAGUAUUAUAUGUGUGAGCAGGCUUUGAUGUUAAAAUGCCACUUGAUGACUCUGCUUCCAGCCAGGUUGUUCGACGUGCUGUGCGCGCACCGCGGCUCGGUCCCGUACCGCGGCGACCCGCGCGCGCCGCUGCUGGUCCUCACGCACCCGCGCCUGAUGACCUUCCGCAAGGCCGACCUGGACCACGGCGUGGCGCAGCGCUGCUGGCUGCAGCUGCUGCCCGCGCUCACGCAGCUCGUCGUGCUCGACCUCAAGCUCAUCUGCACCGACGAGAUCCUGCAGGUGGUCGGUGCCACGUGCCAUCUCCUCGAGGAGAUCAACAUCGUUUCCAGGGUAGAUAUCUGUAAGUCGCCGUUUAAUGCGUCGGCGUUGAUCCGCAACGUGUCGGACGCGGGGCUGGCGCACGUGGCGCGGCUGCGGCGCCUGCGCGUGGUGGCGCUAGACCCGCCGCGCAACGAGCGCGCGCGGCGCGUGGGCCGAUGCGUGUCGCCGCGCGGGCUGCUGGCGCUGGCGGCCGCGCUGCCCGCGCUCGAGGACCUGCGCGUGGAGUCCUGCGACCUGGGCAGCACGCUGGCCGCCGCCGAGCGCCCGCUGCCGCCGCUCGCGCUGCGCCGCAUCAACUGCCACUCCGCCUCCGCGGACGGCGUUCGAAAACUAAUCAAAAUCUGCCCGCAUCUGCGGGAGCUCUCUGUCACGCAUUUAUCCGAGCAUAAUAAGGACCCUAUUCUUGAGGAGAUCGCUGCUUCUGACCUUCGCUUGCAGAGGCUAGACUUGUCGUUCUUCUCGUUCAGCGCGGUGAUGCAGCGGCUGCUGACGGCGCGGGGGGCGCUGCUGACGCACUUCUCGCUGUGGGAGCUGGACAGCGCGCUCACGCUGCCGGCGCUGGAGGCGCUGGGCGCCGCGUGCCCGCGCCUGGCGCACCUCACGCUCAUCACGCAGUCGCGGUGCCUCGCCGUGCCGCGCUACUACCGCCGCGAGCGACCCAUGUUCACAGAACUACGGACUCUCACGAUAGGCAACGAGAACUUCAACAUCCGCGACAUACUGACGUUCUUUCUGUCGUGCACGCGGCAGCUGCACAAGCUAGUGCUCAAGUAUCAGACUAAAGUUAACAUAGACGAUACGAUAGUGUAUAUAUUAGAGCGAGGGUAUUUGAGUAGUAUUAGUUACAUGUGGCUGGACUGCACGCUGGAGGUGUCGCCGGCGGUGGUGCGGCGGCUGGUGGACCGCUGUCCGGACCUGCGGGAGCUCACCGUGGACGUCCCGGACCUGGCGGACGUCCAGAGACACAUCCACGACAACAACCUGGACCUCAAGCUGGGCAGCUACUAGAGCCAACUGUAAAUUGUAUAUUUAUUUCUACUCAGUAGUUUUAGCAAUAAACUAGCUUAUUUUCUUA